This is a messenger RNA of Plutella xylostella (diamondback moth), 1944 nucleotides long. The record is from RefSeq and is a predicted model, not a curated record. NCBI's taxonomy places the organism in Eukaryota, Metazoa, Arthropoda, Insecta, Lepidoptera, Plutellidae.
AAUAAAAUAGUGAAGUGGCUUAAAAAGUGAUUAAAAAUACUUAAGUAUAGAAUAAUAGAUUGUGCGUAAAACAUAAUUUAAGAUAGAUAUUACACGUUUCACAUGCCUAAAAAGUCAAGUGAAGUUUAUCAAUUCUCAUAUUUGCGUAGUCUUGUCGCCUCCGAAAAUAAUAUCAAAGGCAUUGUUUAUAUAAAACUAAUCCCCUGAUGAAAUGUGACAAAAGAUUUACUUUAGUUAAAUAAGAUUGCUUUAUUGUUCCUCUCCCAGUCAUCACUACGCAAGACUACACGAGUUUUGUAUCAUAUCUGUAAAACUGUUCGUGGUGAUAGUGUUUUGUUCUGGAAAAAGAGGAAAAAAAACUGCUAAAAUGGGUGGAGUUGUGUACCAAAUCCAUGCAUCUGUUGCAUGUUCAUUCGGCUGCUUCCUAAUGGGCAUGCUCAACACGUGGCCAUCCUACACGCUGGACCUCUACUCCCACCCAAACACGACACUCCUGGAGCGUCCAGUCACAGACAUGGAGGCUUCGUUGGUGGGCAGCCUCCCGUCGCUGGGCGCCAUGGCGGGGUCGGCGGCGGCCGGGCUGCUGAUCGACCAGCUGGGCAGGAAAAGGGGGGGCGUGGUCAUGAUGCUGCCUUUUGCGAUAUCCUGGGCAAUAGUGGAGGUAUCCCGCUCGGCUCUGCCCAUCCUCAUAGCCCGCUUCGUGUCCGGCGUGGCGGGCGGCGCGUGUCUGGUCUUCGCGCCCAUCUUCAUCAGCGAAGUGGCUGAAGACUCCGUCAGGGGAACCCUGGCUUCCUGUCCGAUAGUGCUGUACUGCGCGGGCGCCAUGUUCUCGUACCUGCUGGGCUGGUUCAGUCGGUACCACGCCAUCGUGUGGGUGAACCUGGCCACGUCGGUGCUGGGCGUCGUGCUGAUGGGCACGGUAGGAGAGAGCCCCGUGUUUCUGCUCAAGAAGAAUAGGGAAGAGGAGGCGCGCGAAGCCAUCGCCCACUACCGCGGCGCGACGGCCAGCUCCAAGCUGGUGCUGGAGGAGUUCAGUCGCCUCAAGCACCAGCUCUGCCCUGCUGUCGAGCUCAUCACCGUUACUAGUGCUGAGACAGAGAAAACCCCUGAAGAGUCUGAGAAGGAAAAGCUGAACGGAGAAGAGACGGUCGCCAACCAGGAGAAGUCGAUGCAGACCGUCGUGGACACCGUGGAGCCCCGAAUGCCCGCGUGGAAGAUGCUGUAUGUUUCGCGAUCAUCUAGUCAAGCAUUCAAGGUCGUCGCCAUCCAUCUUACUAUGCAGGUGUUUAUGGGCAUAGUCCCAGUGCAAGUGUACGCCAAGGAGCUCUUUGCCACCGCCGCGCCGGACCUCUCGUCCAACCUGUGCUCCGUGCUGUUCGCGAUAGUACUGCUCGGCGGGAGUAUCGCCACCGCCGCCGUGGCUGACAAGACUGGACGUAGGUUCCUGCUCAUCAGCUCGUCAGUCCUGGUCGCCAUCUUCAUGGCAGCCCUGGGCUUCUCACUCCAGACCCACCUGCAGCCGGCGUGGAUCGCGGCGCUGCUGAUCCUGCUGUACUGCUUCUCGUUCAACUGCGGCGCCGGGACGGUUCCGUAUGUGCUGCUGGCUGAGGUGUUUGUGCAGGAGGUCCAAGGCCUCGCGUCCAUGAUCCUGAUAGAGCUGGUCUGGUUCCUCAACUUCGUCAUCAUAGCAGUCUUUCCCUUCGUGACCAAACUGCUCGGAAUCCACGGAGUAUUCUACGUCUUCGCCGCCAUGGGCGUCGGCAAUGCGCUACUAGGCUACUUCAUCGUGCCAGAGACGAAGGGACUGUCAAACCAGGAGAUCCAGGAAGCCUUCUUAAGACGGACGAAGAAAUGAAGGGUUUAGGUUAGGUUUUAGGUCUUUGAUUGGAUGGUUUUGUGUUUGGUUGGAGAGAGAUUUGAAUGUAAGAUGGCUGGAUAGAGUUU